Molecule: messenger RNA, 3500 nt
Organism: Fukomys damarensis (Damara mole-rat)
Lineage: Eukaryota; Metazoa; Chordata; Mammalia; Rodentia; Bathyergidae
Gene: C3ar1
Product: complement C3a receptor 1
Exons: 5
Coding region: 1090-2517 (475 amino acids)
Biological process (GO): phospholipase C-activating G protein-coupled receptor signaling pathway; positive regulation of cytosolic calcium ion concentration; complement receptor mediated signaling pathway
Cellular component (GO): plasma membrane
Molecular function (GO): complement component C5a receptor activity; G protein-coupled receptor activity; complement component C3a receptor activity
Source: RefSeq, a predicted model, not a curated record
UGGUCACAAAUGUUUGUCCCAACCCACUGCUAACAACGGUGUGAGCAAGAGGAAACGGUGGGACUUGGGCAGCGCCUGGUACGGUUAAAUACACUCAAACCUAGUCACGCAGGGAUUCCCCACCGAGGUAAGCGAUUCCUGCAACCACGCCCUCAGAAAAAUGUUAGAGGAUUCAACCACAAGACUGAGGCUGUGAUGGCUGCAGGGCUGUCAGUUUGAGUAGCAAAUGCCCCGCGCCACUGGAUCAGCGUAGUUCUGGUCCUGGCCCCCGGCUUCACGGAAGACAGAAGCCCCACCCUGGGGCGGGCUGAACCUGUGUCUCCGGAGAGGCUCCAGUCUUCACCUCUGCCUUGGGAGUCGUGUCCUGACUUCCAGCAAGGACCCAGCAGCCUUUCAUGGCGGUCCCUUUGGCCUCCUGAUGUGGACUCAGGUGGAACAUAACGGCGAGCACCGGGCCUUCGACCGAAUCCCUCAGCUCCCAACACAGAAAGCCCUUUCACCCUCUUCCGUGCCUGACUGUGGGUGGCCACGGAAUCCAGGGCCUCUACAAACUCCCUGCCCCCCACCCUCCUGCGUGCUGCCUGCAGCCAAGAUCUACAGACAGGCUCAGCAAUUCCUCACCCUCUGCCUCGACAAGCCCUGGAGACACUGAAGGACUUGCCUAUAUCUCAUUUUCAUUUCCACUGUAAAGCUUUCCCAGAUUGCCCAAGAAGUGAUUUGGAAAUGAGUCACUCAGAACUUCUCCCUCUGAGAUCAGAUAGUGGUGGAGAUCCGGAGGUCCGCUUUAGGAAACAGAAACGCAAGAGCUCAGCAAGUGGCCCAGACACACUCUGACUUCACUGCGCGUGGUGCUGGACCCGAGGGCUCUGGAGACCUACAGAUUGCUCAGGGAGCCUUCGACUGUCUCUGCUUUUUGAAGAAAUUUUAGCAGAGCAAUGGGGACGGAGGACAAAUGACCAAGGAUAAGAAGUCAGUGCUCCAAGAGACGCCAACUGUCCUUCCUGUAAAGGAGAAGCUAUGUUAAUGAAGACGUUUGAUGGAUGGAUCUUGAGACAAGAAAUUAAAUGAAUCCGAUGCAGAAAUUUAGCCAUGGAGUCUUUCUCUGCUGAGACCAACUCAACUGGCUGGUACUUAGAGACUCGGUAUUUGCCCCAAACAAUUCUUGCCAUGGCCAUUCUUGGCCUCACUUUCAUACUGGGAUUGCCAGGCAACGGGCUGGUGCUGUGGGUGGCUGGCCUGAAGAUGCGGCACACAGUAAACACGGUUUGGUUUCUUCACCUCACCUUGGCAGACUUCCUCUGCUGCCUCUCCUUGCCCUUCUCCAUGGCUCACUUGGCUCUCCAUGGACACUGGCCGUAUGGCAAGAUCCUAUGCAAGCUUAUCCCCUCCAUCAUCAUCCUCAACAUGUUUGCCAGUGUUUUCCUCCUUACUGCUAUUAGCCUGGACCGCUGCUUGCUGGUACUCAAGCCAGUCUGGUGCCAAAAUCAUCGCACUGUGAGAAGAGCCUGCAUUAUCUGUGGAUGCAUUUGGCUGGUGGCUUUUGUAAUGUGUGUACCUGUCUUUGUGUACAGGGAAACAAGCACCCUAGACAACCACACUAUCUGUAGCUACAAUUUUGGUUCCACCUCAUUUGACUAUCUGGACUACCCUUAUGACCCAGAUACACUGGACCACGGGACUCCUGACCCCACUGUCCAGCUACCUGGAGAAACGGAAGACGGACUGGCACCUUCUUUCCAAUCGCAUAGUCAUCCUUGGUCAGUCACCACUGUCCUCCAUUCUCAAACAUCUCAAAGACCUUCUGGAGAUUCAUUCCAUAUGGGUUCCACACAAUUGUCUAGUCAACAUAAAUCUGCUGCUGUGGGCUCACUCACAACCCUCAGUAGGCUUCCCACAGAAGAGAGCAGAACUAACACAUUACAUAAUUCUGAUCCUUUUCUCUCCACUGAUUUAGACCUCUUCCCCGAUGCUUCCCGCAAUGGCUUAUCCACGCCUGAGCUAUCAGAAGACUUCCAGUAUGAUUAUUUAAGCCCAGUAACUUACGAAGAUCAAGCCCCUUUGAUGGCAAUAACCUUCACAAGACUAGUGCUGGGUUUCCUGCUGCCUACGAUCAUCAUGGUGCUGUGUUACAUCCUCAUCGUCUUCCGAAUGGGACGGGUGCGCAUCGUGAAGUCUCGGAACAAAGCCCUGAGUGUGGCCGCGGUGGUAGUGACCGUCUUCCUCGUCUGCUGGACUCCGUACCACGUGUUCGGAGUCCUCACCCUGUUUAUGGACUUGAACAGUCCCUUUGGGGAGGCUCUGCUGUCCUGGGACUGUGUGUCCCUCGCUCUCGCAUCUGCCAAUAGUUGCUUCAACCCCUUCCUCUACGCCCUCUUGGGGAAAGAUUUUAGGAAGCAAGCACGGCAGUCUGUGAAGAGUGUUCUGGAGGCAGCCUUCAGUGAGGAGCCCACGAAGUCUACCAGUUGUACCCAAACCAACAUCUUUUCAGAAAAACACAGCCUCAGUACAAGUGUGUGAAAAGACAGAGCAGCCGAUAUGAGAUGUUCACAGGUGAAUAUUUGCAGGAGGAGGAGGGAUACGGUAAUCAGAAGGCACUCAUCAAUCCAGUUGUUCUCAGUGUGGGCCUGGACUAUAGGAAUCAACAUCACCUGGAAAAUGGUAGAAAUGCAAAAACCCCAUCCCAGACUUGCUAAAUCAAAACCACUGGCCAGGAGGUCCUGCUAAGGGUUUAACAGACCCUCUUGGUUUUGGUUCCAGUGUGGUAUUUCCACAUACACAUAGAGCAUACACUGAUCAACCAACCCCCUACUGGCCCAACUUCUAGUAAUCACUUUUCUACUUUGAGGAGACUCAGUAUUCAUCCCAAACAAUUCUUGCCACAGCCAUUCUUGGCCUCACUUUUGUACUGGGAUUGCCACGCAAUGGGAAGUUUUCAACUCCCACAUGAGAAUAUGCAGUACUUGUCUUUCUGUAUCUGGCUUAUUUCACUUAACACAAUCCCAUCUGUCUCCCUGCAAGUUUCCUGAUUUCAUUCUGUAUAGCUGAAUACUACUCCAGGGUUUAUAUAUACCAUACUUUCUUUCUCCAGUCACCUGUUGUCAGGAACCUAGGAUGAUUCCAUCCCUUAGCUACUAUAGUGUCGCAAUAAACUUUCUUGAAUUUGUAAAGUACCCAGGUCCUCUCACCUUCUUUUUCCCUGUGUAUACUUCUGCGUGUUAAACCUUGGAAAUUUCCGGCUUGCUUGUACUACAACAUAGCCGCAUAUAAGCUAAAUAUGACAAUCUAAAAAGAAGAAAGUGUGGCAUAUUUAAGAUUUGCAAGACAUUUGUUUAAUGGCUGAGCUGAGAGACUGGACUAUAAAUAUGUUGUAAAGUAACUGAGCAGAAAGAUUUCAAAUCACAAGGAAUUCCGUAGGCCAUGGGAUAAUCAUGUCUGGCAUGCUGUAAGACUUGUGGGGCUACCUUUCAAAUUUCAUUUGCUUAUAAAUUUUAUGAGAAUAA